Messenger RNA from Fragaria vesca subsp. vesca, 769 nucleotides. RefSeq names its product zinc finger protein ZAT11-like. The transcript has a single exon. The coding region runs from base 111 to 641 and encodes 176 amino acids. The record is from RefSeq and is a predicted model, not a curated record. Lineage: Eukaryota; Viridiplantae; Streptophyta; Magnoliopsida; Rosales; Rosaceae.
AUUCCAACACAAUCUCACACAGACCUUACUUGCUUGAGUUGCUUCCAUAGUUCCUUCAGAUUUCUCUAAGCACGAAAGCGCAACCCGAAACUCAUCUAACCAACUUAGCCAUGAAGAGAGGCAGAGAAGAUGAUCAGCAGACCCUGGACUUGGUUAGUUGCUUGAUGCUGCUAUCCAAAGACGUCGGUCAAACUGGUUCAUCCCCAAUCAAAAAACAGAAGACGUCAGAUCGUGCCUUUGCUUGCAAGACGUGUAACCGCGAGUUCUCCUCGUUCCAAGCCCUCGGAGGUCACAGAGCGAGUCACAAUAAACCUAAACUAGUUGCCGGAAAUGGUGCCGCCGACCUCUUGCAGCUAGCACAGUCAUCUCCGAGCUCGCCGGCCAAGCCCAAGUCCCACGAGUGCCCCAUCUGCGGGGUUGAAUUCGCAAUCGGUCAAGCGCUUGGGGGUCACAUGAGGAGACACAGGGACGUCAUGAUUUCUGCUGCUGCUGAUCGGGGUCAGGCGGCAGCCGUGCCGGUGUUGAAGAAAUCGAAUAGUAGCAAAAGGGUGUCGUGCUUGAAUCUGGACUUGAAUUUGGCACCACCGGGCUAUCAACGUCAUUAUGAUUUGACAAAGUUGCAGUUGAUUUCUGGAAACUGAAUAGUAUAGUGUUGUACAUAUUGUAUCCCUGAUCUUUUUCGAGAUUAGGUAAUUAGAUACGAAUUUCUGUUGUCAAAAUUCUAUUACGCGGGUUUUUUUAUCGAUACAGUAGAGAGGAUUGAAUUUAU